Sipha flava (yellow sugarcane aphid) is the source of this 1763-nucleotide messenger RNA. It is a transcript of the gene CycC, whose product is annotated as cyclin-C. The record is from RefSeq and is a predicted model, not a curated record. The transcript is spliced from 5 exons. The coding region runs from base 870 to 1673 and encodes 267 amino acids. Gene Ontology annotation, molecular function: cyclin-dependent protein serine/threonine kinase regulator activity. Gene Ontology annotation, biological process: positive regulation of transcription by RNA polymerase II. Gene Ontology annotation, cellular component: nucleus; mediator complex. NCBI's taxonomy places the organism in Eukaryota, Metazoa, Arthropoda, Insecta, Hemiptera, Aphididae.
GGUACGCCAUUGUAAUGAACUGUAAAUUAUUUUUAAGUUUGUGUUGAAGAAAAAUUAGUUUCGUCCUCCCCCCAUGGCUGCAAUUCAAUACGCCUUUGAAUAACGGAUUAACUAUAGAUGGACUUUUUAUGCAUUACAAUAUAUCAUGAGAACCGGAUAACUUUUAAAGUUUAAGCGAUGGACGAAAAUUAAUAUUUUUGAAAUCGACUAAAAAAAAUUCGUAAGAAAUAGAUAUUACAUUUUAAACAGCAAAAUCAUUGUAAACCUGUGUUAUUAUAACUGAAUUUUAUUUUUUUUCGCCAAAAUCUCAUUUUUUGCGGCACUACCUCAUAUUUGUCGGUUUCCCGUUGGCCUUGACUUAAAGAAAAUUGCGGCGCCGCCACUGAUUGUGACUCAAACACUGCGGUACAAAUCAACAGAUUUUCAAAUCGACCGGGCGACGAGCGCAACGGUAUUUCGCAGUAAACGUCGUUCGGCUCUACGUCGCUUCGCCCUGGAAAACGAACGGUUAACGACGCCAUCCGUUACGAUUCCGAGCCACAUGUCGCGAUUUUCGUUUCACCACGUACACGAAAUCAUCAACAAUAUUCGAACAGCACCGAGCCCCUCCGUUCGGGGGUUUUCGAAUACGCGUGAUUUCGCGUUCGAUCGGCUCCGCGGUACGGCCGCGCCAGGCUCGACAACCGACCCACGACGACUGUUACGUUAGCGCCAGACGACCGCGUCCCCCUCAUUGUUAUCAAUUCGCAACGUUGUUAUCACGAACAGCGCGAAACAUUAUGGCCCCUCCGUCGUAACGAUUCGCGUUGCCGUUUCCAGAAUCGGGAUAAUGUUCGGCCGUCGGUGACGAUCGCCGAUUAUCGUUGAACAUGGCAGGAAACUUUUGGCAGAGUUCCCAUUACCAACAAUGGAUAUUAGACAAACAAGAUCUGGUGAGAGAACGUCAGCUGGACUUACAGAUCUUGAGCGAAGAGGAAUAUCAAAAAAUAUGCAUAUUUUUUUCUAACUUUAUCCAGAUUUUAGGUGAACAACUGAAACUUAAACAACAAGUGAUAGCUACGGCCACAGUAUAUUUUAAACGGUUUUAUGCUAGAAACUCUCUUAAGUGUAUUGAUCCUUUAUUAUUAUCACCUACUUGUGUUUUUUUAGCAUCUAAGGUUGAAGAAUUUGGGGUGAUAUCUAACAGCCGUUUAAUAACUACUUGCCAAACAGUUUUGAAAAAUAAAUUGAAUUAUGCAUACACUCAAGAAUUUCCUUAUCGCACCAAUCAUAUAUUAGAAUGUGAAUUUUAUUUGUUGGAAAAUUUGGAUUGUUGUUUGAUUGUAUUCCAACCUUAUCGCCCAUUGCUUCAGUUAGUUCAGGAUAUUGGACCACAUGAAGAUCAAUUAUUGGCAUUAGCAUGGAGAGUAGUUAAUGAUAGUCUAAGAACAGAUCUAUCAUUAUUAUAUCCACCAUAUCAAAUAGCUAUUGGUUGUUUGCAAAUUGCAUGUGUAAUGAUGCAAAAAGAUCUCAAAUCGUGGUUUGCUGAGCUGAACGUUGACAUUGAUAAAAUACAAGAAAUAUCCAGAUAUAUAAUUAAUCUUUUUGAGCUUUGGAAAACUUAUGAUGAAAAAAAGGAUAUUCAAGGUCUAUUAAAUAAAAUGCCCAAGUACAAAUUACAGCCAACGCGGUAGUAUUAUAUUUCAAUUCAUAUACUUUUAUUUGUUGUAAGCUUAUUCCUAUUUUCUAUUCAACAUUAUAUUGCAUAACAUUUUAUACUUAAA